Messenger RNA from Cucumis sativus (cucumber), 1435 nucleotides. Its product is annotated as ycf20-like protein. The coding region runs from base 565 to 1203 and encodes 212 amino acids. The record is from RefSeq and is a predicted model, not a curated record. The transcript has 4 exons. Lineage: Eukaryota; Viridiplantae; Streptophyta; Magnoliopsida; Cucurbitales; Cucurbitaceae.
UUAAAAAAAGAAAGAAAAGGAUAAAGCUACCCCCGUCAAUCGCCACCGCCUCACGUCUACCUCUCUCUCACAGCCAUCUGCAGAAAUCUCCAACGGACAGCCUCUCCGUCGUCGUUGGCCGCCGUUCGACCACUCCCCACCGACGCCCGCGUUGGUCCGAUAAGUUGCGCGCCGCCUAACGAUCUUGCCAUCAGCCCUCUCGGGUCUGCUGUUCGCCGCCGGUCAUUGCUACGCCUCUUCUUGGCGUCCAGUGUCUCCACCUUCGUUCUUGUGGUCUUCUCCGGAAUUUCGUUUGGAUUGAAUAUCAGAAUUGUUGUUAGUUACUGUCCUGCAAGUUCGGGACCGGUUUCGGCAAGAGGUGGAUAAGUAUUUGUCUUUGAGGUUUGAGGGCCGUUUGGAAUGUUAAGGAUGCUUUAAAUUAAUUUUCUAAUUCUUGGCGGUGGUCUAUGUUCGGGUUGGGUUACUUGAUUGAAGUUUCGAAGUGGUUUUGGAUCAAACCACGUGUUGGUAUAGAAGCUGUUUCUUUUGAUUGUAGAUUGUCUAAGAAAUGGCAAUAAUGUGAGUAUGGAAGUGGGCAUCUUCCAGAUGGGUGCAGUAAUUUUGCACUCCAGAUUAUUGACAACAGCGAAUUAUAGCCCUCAAGUAUCAUGUCUUACCAAUAUGCCCUGCCUAAUCCACUACUGGGGCUAUGAGGCUAUCUUUAAUGGACGCAGUUCAAGCUUUCUCCUGAAAUCUGCACCAUUUCCUCGAAAAAGUCUCCAGACGAGUAGACAUGUCAAUAAAUUAGCCUUUGCAUUAGAUACAGGUGGGGUAUCUAGUAGUGGUGGGGGAGACAACAUCGACGAUGGUGAUGAGUCCAAUCUGGGUCGUACUCGAUUAGGCAGGCUAGUUAGUUCAGGUGCCAGACAGUUGCUGGAAAAACUGAACUCAGCGAGAAAAAACUUUCCUACAAAGAUAUUUUUGCUUCUUUUGGGUUUCUAUACAGCAAAUGCACUUGCUACAAUUCUUGGACAGACGGGUGAUUGGGAUGUUUUGGUUGCUGGUGUGGUGGUUGCUGCUAUAGAAUGGAUUGGUAUACUCAUGUACAGGAAGCCUCCACCUCUAUUAACUAGGAGGCUGAAAUCAUUUAUUGUAAUGGUUAACUAUUGGAAAGCUGGUGUGUGCUUGGGCCUCUUUGUCGAUGCGUUCAAAUUAGGGAGUUGAAAGAUGUUGCUUCCUCAAUUGAAAAUGAAAAAACAUAGGUAAUUCUUUUUACCUUAGAGGAAAAUCAUUUCUGCGCAAGGCAGACAUUUUUGUUUCAUUUGUGUUUCUUUUGUCACUGUGUAAUCUUAUAGAUAUCUUUUGUUCUAGGAUGUUACUGUACUAUAAUCCUUUGCAAUUUUCAAUCUUUUAAAAAACAAUUUUACUAAUUAAUGCAUGGACUGUUUAGAAUUUA